CCUUCACAAGGUCGGUACAACAAUCUCGUGACUUCCACCGACUCCUAGUGCACGAAACUUUAUUAUCUGUUUCCUUUCUACUGAGAUUUCAGUAUCUUUUUAGUUUCUUGAAAAGAUGCGUAAUUUUAUAUCACGGACGUCGUCUACGAGGUGUUGUUAAAAAUCACCGGGUAAUUUUUGUUCAUGAGAAAAUCGUUUAUUGAAUGGUUAUGUAAAGACAAUGUGUUUUUGGUGAGGGAAAUGCCUUUGGAUAUGGUUUCGUUCGUAGUUUCCACUGGUUUAGGGGUUAGUGUUGUUGCGGGAAUUAUUUCGGGAGUUUGUUAUAUUUUAGCCUACGGAUCCCCAAAAAAAAGUAAUCGUAGAUCAAAAAGCAACGUCCAUUGCGAUGUAUGCGGCGAAUAUUUCAGAUCAAUCGACCACAUACUUAGCGGCGAUAAUAGCGUGAUUUGUUGGAAAUGCGACAAAAAAGUAUGUCAGAAAAGAUGCGCCAGUCUAGACGUACAACAAAACAGAUGGACGUGUAAAAAUUGUUCAAGGCCACCAGAAUCUUGGUUCCAAGGUGUUCUGUACGCCAUUCAGCCAAACAAAAAAGAAAAGAUUUGCGAAAAAAUGGACGAAAAAGGCGAAAUAGAUGUUCAGAAAAGCAGAGAGGAAGUUCGGGAAUUUAUUGAAAAAUUAGUAAACUCCAUGCUGGGCCAAAACGUCGACGAUGCCAAUGUCACUAGAUUAUACAACGACGAACAUUAUCUUCCUUUAACCGGUCAGCAAUCGCCAUGCACCGCUCACGCCGCUCUCAAGCAACUCAUAGAAAAACUUCUGCAGGAAGUGCUCAGCAUGCCGCACCUUCGAAAUCGGCAACAAGGAGCGGCUGAUUUGAAUAAUAAAACUUACGAAGAUCUUCUCGCCACGGCCAUAUUAAAUAAAGUAAUCUCAAAUUCGCAAAAUGGUCGACCUUCUUCCUCGGCUGCCAGCGUGUCUAGCAGAAUAUCGAAUUCUUCAAACCAGAAAGAGGAAAAAGAAUAUUUUUUCGGUGAAGAAACGUUGAAUAGCAAAUGGAGAAACCCAGAUCUGGAAACUACCUCGAUAUCCAGCUUAGAAGAUUGGCUACAGAGCGAUUCGAGCUUCGGAUCCAGAAAAUAUGUCGAUAAACUAACACUAACCAUAAAACAAGACAUCGAAGAAGUUUCCCAAGCUAGCGAUUCCGAUAACGACGUCGAGGACGAUAGCGAAUAUUUUCGUACGCGAUCUGGCAUUUGGAGUGACGACGAACCCAAUUGGUUCCUACAGAAACGCGCGUUUCGAGGAACCCAUUCUCCGGUACCGGUUCCUAUGUUAGUACCUAAACCCACCACCGACGCCAAGGUAUUAAUAGGAGAUAAAGAAGUAGAAGAAACUUCGGAUCUGUCAGACGUCGAAUCCGAAUACGGCGAUACGAAAAUUGUGCCGACUAGACAAAACCUAUUGGUAAAUUCCAAAAAAAUUAUCGGCGGUAAAAAUUCCCUCGAAAACGCCCCAGCGGACGGGGAGGGAUCGGAAAGUGAGUCAUCCGCUGAUUCGGGUGUGAAAGAAGUCGAUAGGGGACAAUCUGUAUAUGACGAAUCGGAAAAUACAACAAUUUAUACAUCUAGAGCAGAUAUUUCUCUAGACGAUGAUAAUGUUGAAGAUGCAUCUCUAAUAUCUACGUACAGUAACACGGAACAAGUAGCAGAAUACACAGAAAAAUAUGCCUCAUUACCUAGGACAAUCGAAAAGAAACCGGAUCCACCAGCACGUCUUUCUAUACAAAACAAUCUAAACGAAUCAAUUGAUAAUGAAAUGCGGUUAAAUAGACAACAAGAAUCAGAAGAAAAACAAGACGAAGAAAUUCAAAUGGUUCAAAUGCAUUUCUCAGGUAGUUAUAGUAGAAGAGAAAAAGAAAAAUGGAAAAAUGCCAUAGACAUGAAAAACAAUCCUUAUUCGAAGGAAAACAUCGAAAAGAGAAUACAAAGAUCUAACAGUGGUAUAUCCUCUCUAUUUGGAUCUGAUUACUACGCCAAAAUGGCCUCGUCUCCAUCAGGAACGAAAUCUAGAUCACCAGAGGGAAACAUUCUAUCGUGGCCACCUUCGAAACAAGAAAAAGAAGAUUUCAUAGAUAAAUCACCUGAAAAACACAUAUCCAAAACGUAUAUAUCACAAACGGAAGAAACCGGAAACAUUUUUAAAGCCAUACCGAUUAUCGUAGAACCCGAAAUCAAUCGAACACCUCCGAUUUCUCCACCGGAAACAACAGAAAUGACAAGUUUAACCAGCGACAGCGAUUUGAGCUACGUUAAUAUAUACAACGUAGAAAAUUCGGAAAUAUCGAAAGUGAAUGGACUUGGCGAAGAAAAAGUCGAAAAAUCGAGUGGGAAAUUUGUUAAAGCCACAAAUAACAAUAACAAACGUUUUGGUAAUCAGACUAAUUUGAAAAGGCAUAAAAGCGAAACAGAUCUACUCGAUGAUAAUUUUUAUAUUCCACCCAAAGUUUUGGCUAAAAAGAAGGAUAAUACAUUGAUAUCGAAGAUUUAUUUGGACCCUCAAGUUAGAAGCUUCGCUUUAUCUAACAGACAACAUCUACCAGUUAAUAAUUUAGUUCCUACAUUUAGAACACAACUUAGUAAUCCAGAAUACAUUAUAGAUUACAAGGCUUAUCAUUCUGAUGACGGUAUAAGUACGAAUAGAAACAAAAAAUACACGGUGUAUAGUUCCGAAGAAGAUCUACUCAGUUCGAGUUCAAUCGAAAUGAAGAACGGCACCAUGAUUCAUACGGCGAAAAUGUCGUUGAGUUCCGAAGACGAUCGUUACUCGGAGAGGAGCUCGAUUUAUAGUCCGGAUCAAAGAAAACAGAUAUACAGUUCGAGUGACGAUCUCUUAUCGAUCGACGAAAUGGAUUCCCACAAAAAAAGGGAUAACACCAUAAUAUCGAAAAUUUACCAGCAACCUGCCGUUAGGAAAUACGCCCUGGAAAAAAGGAAACACGCUCAACAACAGUCGAAUUUACAAGAAAAAAUCGUCGAUGUAGAAGAUAAUGUGUUUACGGACGUUUCUAGAAUGCCGAAGACUACGUCGACCAAAGAUGUUGAUGAAAUGGAAAUUAAAUUGAAUGAAAUUAACAUCAAAGAGAACGGAAAUGAUUGCAACCAAAACGGUUGGGAUGAUAAAGAAAAAUCUCCGCUAAAAAAUGAAGAAGAGAACGAUCCGGGUGUCGAAGAAGUAGCGAAAAGAAAAAUCGUGCACAACAUUCUUGGUAAAAUAUCAGCUUCACAAACUAAUUUAGGAAAAUCGGAAAAUAAAGAGGAAAUACAUACCGAAGAGGAUAUUACAAUUUCCGUUAAAGAUUUGAGAAAAAAAUUCGAAAAACUCGAUGGAAAGAAUAAAAUAGUUUCGAGUUUGACUGCUAGAAGUUUGUCAAAACAAAUGAGAGAAAAUUUGAAAAAUUGAUUGAAAAAUUAGAUCUAUUCGUCUGUGCCACUGAACUAAAGGUCCAAAUACCAAAUAAAAAAGACUUGAGAGAUAUUAUAUAAUUUUAUUUGUCAUAAAUAUUUAUAUAAAUUGUUUUGUAUUGAAUAUUUUAUUGUUAAUUUUGUUUUUUUUGUUGUACUUAUUAAUUAUUCGUGUUACCGUUAGGAGAAGUGUAUGCCUUCUACAUUGAACGCAUGUAACAACCUGUGAAAUUAUAUUAAAAAAUGUUAAUUAUUAAUAAAAGAUUAUUUAUU
Messenger RNA from Diorhabda carinulata, 3734 nucleotides. RefSeq lists its product as uncharacterized. The transcript has 17 exons. The record is from RefSeq and is a predicted model, not a curated record. NCBI's taxonomy places the organism in Eukaryota, Metazoa, Arthropoda, Insecta, Coleoptera, Chrysomelidae. The coding region runs from base 184 to 3459 and encodes 1091 amino acids.